AAACGACAUCACCGUCAAUCCUCAAGAUUCGUCAAAAUGCCGUUCGUCAAGAACAUCAAGACCUCUGCGUACUUCAGUCGAUACCAGGUCAAGUACCGCCGUCGUCGCGAGGGAAAGACCGACUACUACGCCCGCAAGCGCUUGACUUCUCAGGCCAAGAACAAGUACAACGCGCCCAAGUACCGCCUGGUUGUCCGUUUCUCCAACCGCUACUGCACCGUGCAGAUCAUUUCUGCUCGCAUUCAGGGAGAUGUUGUCCUGACUCAAGCUAGCUCCAAGGAGCUGCCCCGAUACGGCAUCAAGCAUGGCUUGAGCAACUGGACUGCAGCAUACGCUACCGGUCUCCUUGUCGCUCGUCGUGCCCUGACCAUCCUCGGUCUUGCGGACAAGUACGAGGGUGUCACUGAGCCUGAUGGUUCCCUCACCCUCACCGAGCCUCUCGGUGACGAUGAGCCUCGCCCAUUCAAGUGCUUCUUGGACGUCGGAUUGAAGAGGACGUCGACCGGUGCUCGAGUCUUCGGUGCUCUUAAGGGCGCAUCAGAUGGCGGUCUCUACAUCCCUCACAGCGAGAAGCGUUUCCCCGGCUACGACCCCGAGAGCAAGGAGCUCGACACCGACCUCCUCUCUGGUUACAUUCGUGGAUCUCACGUCUCGGACUUCAUGGAGUCGCUCGAAGAGGAAGAUGAGGAGAGGCACAAGAAGCAGUUCGCGCGUUACCUUGCAGAUGACAUUGAGAGUGAUGCGUUGGAGGGUAUCUACGAGGAGGCUUACGAGAAGAUUCGUGAGGACCCCGUGUAUCACCCUACUGAGAAGACCAAGGACUGGAAGGCCGAGUCCAAGAAGUACAAGCAGACCAAGCUUACCUACCAGCAACGCAAGCAGAAGAUCGCCGACAAGAUCGCUGCUUUCAAGGCUGGUCAGGCCAUCUGAAGCAAGUCUGCUUGCUGCUCACCUUUUCACACUUCCCCUGUCCCCUUUUCCCUCCACGUGCAUCUCCACUCUGACCAUCGACGUCAUCACUUGUACUCAUCCCAAAAAACUUUGAUAUGUGGACGUCCUCGAUCCCACCAUAUGCGCAAGCAAUCCAUGUCCGACCAACAGGUCAUUCUGGUA
Messenger RNA from Ceraceosorus guamensis, 1113 nucleotides. RefSeq names its product putative RPL5-60S large subunit ribosomal protein L5.e. Gene Ontology annotation, cellular component: ribosome; cytosolic large ribosomal subunit. Bases 37 to 930 code for a protein of 297 amino acids. The transcript has 3 exons. The record is from RefSeq and is a predicted model, not a curated record. Gene Ontology annotation, molecular function: 5S rRNA binding; structural constituent of ribosome. Gene Ontology annotation, biological process: ribosomal large subunit assembly; translation. NCBI's taxonomy places the organism in Eukaryota, Fungi, Basidiomycota, Exobasidiomycetes, Ceraceosorales, Ceraceosoraceae.